AUAAUGCGUCAAAGAAACACGUAUAAACAUAAAUUCUUUAUUUACAACUUUGAACUUAGUUAGUCUAGUCUGGAUCCACUAUACUCUAGUGUCUCUAGAAUAUAGACUAGAUCUAGAUCUAGAGUCUAGUCGUGUCUGUUUUAUAUGUGUCCACAAAACCAGUUUGUUUCUGUUCUCAAGUAAUUAUCGUGAUUUGUCAAUUUGGCCUCAGAUUAGUUGAACCAUACAACUUUUAUUUUCCUCAUUUGGACCUACUUCAUCUCAAGUGAUUUGCCAGGAAAAUGACUGUUAUGUGGGUGUUGCUCAUUGCUGCAGCCAUGUUGCAGGUAUCAUAUUCAAUCCCCAUUAUUCCGAAAGCUCAGGCAGUUGAAAAUGAGCAGCCAACCAAUCAAAAUCAUGACGUUGAUAAUGUUGAGGUUCAUCACGAUGUCAAAGCUGGCCAGGGCCAGGAGCUGAUUGAUGAUGCUCUGCCUGAAAAAGAUGAUAAAAAGGAUGCAAAUGCUGUUGGAGGCGGUGAGGGCAAGCAGCCACUUGUUGAAAACAAUGCGGACAAAGUUUUGGAAACUAAACUACAUAUUAAAGUUCAGCCUCCCAAACCCAAAGACCAACCAGAGCCAGCAGUCGCAGAAUCUCAAGUGCUUCAUGUGAAACCUGAGGAGAGGGAUGAGAAUGUUGUGCUCAGUGAGGAGACAGUGAAAAAAUUAAAGAAGUUAUCCAUAGACAAGCUUAUUCCAGCCGAUCAUUUGGACAUUGUGAAGAUGGAGAGAGAUGGUCACGUCAACAGAGAUUACCACAAGGAGAUGUUCCUCGGUGGGCUGCAUGAUGAGUUCAAGGCCGAGGCCGUAGAUCAAGCUACUGUUCGACUGCAGGAAAUCGUAGCCAGAGCUGACUUGGAUGGAGAUGGUUUCUUGUCUUCCAGUGAGAUGGAGAAGUGGAUUCUAGCAAAGAUGAAUGAGCAUUUUGAAGCUGCCAAAAAGGAAAAUGACAUGAUCUUUGAACAUUUAGAUCCUGAUGGUGACGGCUUUAUCAAGUGGAAGGAGUACUAUGUUCACUUUCUCCUGUCUCGAGGCUUUGAUGCUGAGAGUGCGGUCAAGCAUGUGGCAGACUAUGAUGAUGUAGUCAAGUUGGAACAAGAAGAUAAGAAUGCACUGAUUUCCUACAAGUUUAAGUGGACAGACGCAGACACUAACAUCACAGACAACAGGCUGAGCAAGGAAGAGUUCAUGGUGUUCCGCCACCCAGAGCACAGUCAAAAGUCUCUGGAGACUGUGGUUUCCAACGUCAUGAGGGGUGUAGAUGCCAAUGAUGAUAAAGUCAUAACCGAGGAGGAGUUUGCAGCUCUUCCACCUGGGGAAGUAGAAAGUAAAGAAUUUGAGGAGAUGGACAGAAAGUGGCAGGAAGAGAGAAGAAAGGAAUUCAGGGAAAUUAUGGAUACCAAUGGUGAUGGGAAAGUUGGAUUGACUGAGUUGAAGAACUACCUUGACCCCACUAACCCUGUUCAGGCCAAGGUGGAAGCAGACAGCCUCAUCUCCUUGAUGGACGAUAACAAGGAUUCUCUGCUGUCCAUGGAGGAAAUCUUGAAGCACUCUGACAUCUUCAUCUCCAGCAAGCUGGUCAACUUUGCUGCCAACAUGCAUGACGAGUUUUGAAGCUGAAACCUGCGCAGUACACAGUUUGCCUCUACCUCCUAACCAUUCACAUUGUGACGUUCUGUAUCAUAAGGAUAUCAUUCGUGGGUAACAAUUGCUAGUUAAGUUUUAGUCUCAAAAAUCGUUAGCAACAAAGAGAGGCUACAAUGGUAGUUACCUACAUUUUAUAAUGCAAUAUUGAUUAACUUUUCUGGCAUUAUAUAGCUUUCUUACAAGUAUUUCUGUACAUUAUAUAAACCUUCCCCCCACAAAGAGCAAUCUAUACUUUUUCAACUGAGAACACACCUUUAAAUGAACACCUUUACAAAAUAAAUCCUACACGCCUACCUCUUUGUAGACACUAUGCCCAUUCUUAUGAAAAUAAUCCAUAUCAACUUUGCAUGCCCCAUUUAAAUCCAUCUUAGUAUCAUUAUAGCCCAACAUAACCAGCAUUCUGUAUGGCGUUGCUGAGUAUCUGAAAAAAAAAACAGAACAAUAUUUUUUCCUUUAAAAGAGCUUACAGCUCAGCAGAUGAAAAGCUGUCUAGAAGAAAAAGAAUCAACUUCUGAUAUGAUUAGAUUCUCCAUUGGCAUGAGCACAUACUGAAUACAGUGAUUUCCUGACAGCCUACUAAAUAGUCUUAACUUAUUGAGCUCUGGUGCUGUGGCUUUGUUUGGACAUUUUCUAUCCUAUUGUUAUGUUGUUCAUGUUUAGAGAAAAAAAAAAAGAAAAAAAAAAUCUGCAACAAUACAUUAUAUAUUGAUAAGUCUAAAAUUCGGUUGACAUUGUCAAGAAUGAUCAUGUCAACAUAUUAAGAGAGUUUCAAUGUUUUGUUCAGAAAAUGUCUAUCUCUGCAUAGCCCUGUCAUUUGUGAUCUCCACUGUUAUCAUUGUUGUUGUUAACAUUUGACCUGAUUCUGUACACAUGUGUACAACUAUACGGUGUUUCAUAUUCCUUCACUACUUAGUAUUGACUGUUUUAAUACAUCUUGCUAUGUUGUCAUUUUUUAAUUUAUUCUUUCAGUGUAAUUGUCAUUUUUUUUAUUUAAGAGAUAAGUGGGCUGGAUUUUGUUGGGGAAGGGGUGAAUAUUAACUGUCAUAAUUUAAUUUAAACAAUCAGGUAAAGAAUAUCGUUGUAAAAUGGGGAAAACAUUUUAACUGAUUCUUGAACCAAAUUAAUUUUGCCAUAUACAAAUUUUGUAAAAAAAAGUACACACCUCUGUCUUUAUUACACUUUGACUACUUACAAUUGUAGACUCAUUUGGCCAGAGAUCAUGUAUAAACUGCUGAGUUGUGAUUGUGAAGUUGGUUGUUAACAGUUUUGAAACCAACUCUUAACUUGCUUUGUAUGUGUGCUGUUGACAGAAAGAGAAGUUUGUUUACAUUUUUAAACUCAAUGUGCCAUGUUAUUCCCGAGAGACAAAUUUUUCUAUGCAAGUGUUUUACUCAUACAAGUUUUCAUGCUUAGCUUUUAUUCAUUUGUUGAUUUGUUUUGUUUUUGUUUUUUUUGUUUCUUUUAAAUUUCAUUUGUAAUUUUUGAACAUUUAUUUGUUAAAGUGAUUUUAUUCUUUUUUUUUGUACUUUUCACACAACAAAAAUUUGUGCUAUUGUUAAAACAUUACUAAACCCUUCUGUCUAUUUGACAAUCUCUAAAUAUUCUUCACUGUCCUUUGACUCACAAAUAGAUCACCUCUGGCGAAUCAGACAGUAUUUGUCAGAAGGAAACAAAACCUGGCUGUGGUUUACAUACUUUCUUGCCAUCACUUAACUAAUGUUGUGUAAUCUGCAGCUGAUUUCAAGUAUUACUUAUUGUUGAUUGACUCCCUGUGAGUGCAAAGAUAAGAAAUAGUAGGAAUUACUAUAGUUAGUCCAUCGCGGUUCGAUGAUGGCCACUUUUGUCAUCCAGGGGGCUGAGGGCUUUGCACUGUUUUUUUUGCCUCCUCGUAUGGCUGGUGAGCCCGGAAUGUUCGGCUGCACACUGGGCAGGUUAUUCCAGCUUUAGCUAGUGUCAUUGGCCUUGCUUUUUUUCUCUGAGGCCUUUCUUCUACCAGGGCUGUUAUCCUCAGCAGUUUGUGCGCCACUUUUCACAGCAUGACGCCAUGAUGCUCUGUCAGGUGCUUCUGUCUCUCAGGUGGCUGGGUCAAUGCUGAACGCAUUUGAGAGUUUUGAAGGUGUCCCUUAGGCGUUUUCUUUGUCCACCUUGUGAGCACUUUCCUUCCCUAAAUUGGCCAUACAGGAGUCAUUAAGUGGUCUUCCAUUCUGCAGAUGUCUCCUGCCCAUCGCAGCUGGGACUGCAUCAGAAUUGUGUUGAUGCUUUGCAGGCCCACUCUUCAAAGGACUUCAGUAUCUGGUAUUUUUUUCUUGCCAUUUAAUAUUCAGUACUUUUCUUAGGUCAUUUGGAAGCGGUUCAUUUUUUGUGUGCAUGUUUUCUGUACACUGUCUACGUUUCUGAGGCAUCUAGCAAUGUAGGGAGGAUGACUGUUCGAUAGUAAGAAUUACUAAUAAAUACAUAAAUAGAGUACUUUAUGGAAUCAAUGACAUGGUGUUCCACAAAGACUUCUGUGCACUUUGACCUCAUUUCUUAUUUCCCAUUCAUCUUUAACAUGCUACUGUACUGACUUGAACUUCCUCUCAGUGCAAACAAAUGACAUGCCUCAAAAUGUCCCUGAAUUAUUGAACUUUAUUAGGUAAUCAUUACUAUAACAUCGUAAUGUGCAUAAUGUUAGUGUCUUUGUUAUGUCCAUUUUGUUUGUAACAGCCUUAAGCUUACAGUAUGUUAACAGCACAGUAUAAAUACAAUCAUCAUUAUUUAUUAUCAUUUUCUCCCUUAAAAUAAUUAAUGGCAGUGUGUUAAAUAGUCUUUUUAGUGUAUAACUGUACAAAUGAUUAGUGAAAUUUCAAAUGAGUAUAAAACUAACUUUUAGGGUGUUGUUUUUUUUUGCAUGGUUGAUUCUUGAAAGUGAGCAAGGCAGGAGAUUCAUUUCCUGUUGAAACACUGUUUCCCAAGAAUCUUAUGCUAGACAAAAAUAUGCUAUCUAAAAAAAUGUAUUAUAGAAAAUGAUGCAUACCAAAAACCCUUACCAACAGAUUUUACCAUUUUAUUAUUGCUAUUUUAACUAUUAUUAAAUUUGUUGAAUAAUCAGAAUGUAAUUUUAACAAAAUGUAAUGAACAUUGUAUUUCUAUGUUAUGUACGUUAUGAUAUUAUAAUGCAACUGACCUGUUACACUAAUAUAUUCACAACCUUGCUUUGGUUAGGAUUUACACAUUUUUAAAAUUAGAUGUGGAACACCAAUAUUAACAAUCAAAAUAUAAAAAAAAAUUAUGUAAAAAAAAAACAAAAAAAAAACAAAGCUCAUCUAAGGGUCAGAACAAUGCUCUUGCAACUAUAUCUCUCAAUAAUGUAGAAUUUAUUUCCCUUAUUCAAUAUCAUGCAAAUUAGUUAAUUACCAAUAACUAAAUGAUUAAUUGGUUAACUUUUUAAUUGGUUCAUGUUUUGUUGGGUACAAUAAAUGGUUUAAAGUUUUUGUUUCAUCAACAAAACUCUACAUAUUUAGCCACAUUUGUAAAUACUGAAUUAUUAAUUUCCCUGUUGGUAUGAAAAAAAAAAUUAAUUAUCAGUAAUUAGUUGACUAUUUAGUAAAUUUUUUUAAUUUAUUCAUGUCUUGUCUAUGCAAUAAUUGUGCACAGUUUUGACUUGAUCACAGAUUGGGUGUGGUAGAAAUAACGUGUACAAACUUUUUACCAGACAGACAGGCAGAGUGAGUUGAUAUAAGCUUUGUAAAAAAAAUAGAUUUGAGUAAACGGACAGCAUUUUUCUCUGAACUUUUUCUAGACCUGAACUAAACUACUUAGCCGCAGAGAACAAACACUUUAUCUAGGUGUAGAUUAUCACUUCAUUUUUAUUUUUUUUUGUUCUGCUCACAAAGUAUGAUUAGGUCUUAUAACAAAAGGUAAUUGUCAGCAAAAUGUCUUUGUAAUAUUGUAGCCUGUUUACUAAUGACUCUUGUUCCAGUGAGCCUUUGAGAACAUUUCUUUUCAAAAACUCUAUUGUGCUUACAUUGUAUUUGUGGUUCAUAAAUGUAUUCAUCACUAUGUGAUAUUUUAUGGAUGUACCUUUUUUGUUAUUUUUUUUUUUUAAACUUGAAUUCUUUCUAUAUCCUUGAACUACUUUGUUUUGAUCAUAAUUUAUUGUCUCUUUCACUUGUUAAUUUAUUUGUACUGGUAACUUAUUUGUUUAUUUUAUGGCUUGAUAAUUAAUCCUGUUAGCCUCAAAAAUAGCAAAACUUAAAACCAAGGCAGUAAGAUCAAGGACUUGCCAGUAUUUUAUCACAUAUGAGGUGAACUUGUUUCUCCCAGUAUAGAAAAAAUUAUCAUCUGAUCUGAUACUUCUAGUGCUUUUAAGGAAUGCCUUUGUUUUGCUAUCGUCAUUAAAAUGUAAAAAUAAAUUAUUUUGGUCUGCACUUUUCUCUAAUAAGUCACAAGUCCAGAUGUAGAACAGGAACCCUGCCAAAUAAUGUCUAAGAACAUCAUUGCCAAGUAAUGUCUAAGAACAUCAUUAUUUGUUGUGUAUUCAUGCCAUACAAUGAGCUCAACCCCAUUUAAAAACAUGUUUUUUUUUGCAUUGAAGUUUUUCAACACAUUUUUCAGGAUAUUUUUUUCAAAGCUUCUAAAUUCAACUGACUUUGAUAUAAUAGAAACCAUCAGUGACUUUCGAGUAUUCAAGAAUUUCUUUAAAGAAAUAAAUAAUACUUUUUUUUUUGUUAAUAUUGUUUUACUUUGAUUUUAAAUUGUAAAAAUAAAAUUUACAAUCUUAUUGUCAUCACAUCCUUACUACAAAUGACAUUUUAUAAUGGAUCUAUGAUGGCUGGGCAGGAACUUAUUAUUUAUCCAGUGUGCUGGAAGUUAACAAUAAAAAUUUUAACAAAUUAAUUAUAGAUAAGGAAGUGAGUCUCAAUGAGUAGGUUAUUAGUAAACUUAGAACACUAUGUGUGUAAAUUAUACUGGUACCUAAAGGCUAAUUGCAGCUUGUAAUAUUAAAAAGUUAUAUAAUAUCUUAGUAACUUAUUUCAUGUGUGACACCUACAAACCAAACAAGAUGCAUUUUGUUGGGAUAAUAAAUGUUUUUGAAUGUUUAAACAAAUUUGGUGAACUUAACACUUGAGGGAAUUUUUUUUUUAAAGCAAUAUUGUGGACUAAUUCUCUUCUAUGCAACUUAAUACACAGACUAAUAUAACAUUGUGUAUUUCAAUACAUGGACUAGUAUAACAUUGUGUAUUUUUUGUUCUAAAUUUUUUUCUUAUCUUAUAAUGUACUAUGAUUUUUUUUUCUGAACUUUCUCUCUCUCUGUGUGUAUAUACAUAUUUUAUAUUGGGAUUAAUUCUUGUUACUAUUAUUCUUGUACUUUAUUUGCAUGAGUAUGUCCAGUCCUGUUGGUGUGUGCAAAGUUUCAGCAGGUUACUAGGUCACAAGAAAUAACAUAUUUACUACUGCCUAUUACUUGAGGACAUUUGGACUAUGGUUACUCAUUUUGAAUUACAUGCCCUCUAAUUGUUCUGUUUACCAGUUUCUUCUGGGUUCCCCCUUUUUCUUUGUAUUCUUUAUUUUAACACUCCCCCCCCUAGAAUCUCAUCCUGUUAAGUACUCAAUUUUCUUUUUGCCGCAAAGUCUUGAGCUCAUACGAUUCAACUCUCAACACUUUCACACUUAGUCACAUUUACAUAGACUGAACGUUUAAAUAGACUUACAAAAAUAUCACCAAAAAUCUGGUGACUAAAGUCUGGUUGAAGUGCUACAAUUGUUUUGUUGUUCAGUUUCCUCUGGGUUUGUUUUUUUUAAUCACAUAAUACCUAAAGAGUAGAUACAUUGUUUUGUUAGGCUUUAGACUACAGGAAGUAGGAACUGACACUUUUUACAAAUGUCCCUUUGAAAACAAUGAACUCAUGGAUGUAUGCUUGAAAUGUUGAAUCUGCCAGUAUUUAGUUUUUCAGAAUCUAAAUUUUUCAAAUUCUGAGUUCUACAAUAUUAACUAAAUAUUUGCUGACUAAAAAAAAAUUCCGGUAUUUUUGAUAAAUGUAAGUUAGUGAUGGAGUUUAUUAGUCAUAGUUAUGUAACCAUUAUCCUUUGCUACAAUACUUGACUACUGGUACUUACAUAUCAAGAAUGGAGAUUGAAAAAUGACAAUAAGAUUACCAAUGUUAUCGUCCUGCCAGACAAUAAAAAUCCAGGCCUUUAAUAUGUGCAUAUGUAUUGCUUGUUUACAACUGGUCAACUACUUUUCAUAUCAAUGUAUGCUUAGUGGAAAUGCUAAAUAUAAAUUCCUUUAAGGGUUAAACUUUUGUUCUUACAAUAAUAUACUUGUACCUGAUAUACUUGAGUGUAUAUUUUGUUAUUAAUAAAUUGAUAGAGAAACA
Molecule: messenger RNA, 8038 nt
Organism: Biomphalaria glabrata
Lineage: Eukaryota; Metazoa; Mollusca; Gastropoda; Planorbidae
Product: 45 kDa calcium-binding protein-like
Exons: 10
Coding region: 282-1649 (455 amino acids)
Biological process (GO): calcium-ion regulated exocytosis
Cellular component (GO): endoplasmic reticulum
Molecular function (GO): calcium ion binding
Source: RefSeq, a predicted model, not a curated record